AAGAGCAGACGGUUCCACAGACACACACGUGUGGUGCUUGUGGACACCUCGGGCCAGCAUCGGUCCCAAAAACAAGAGCACACCAGGGAUUGUUGACUCAAACCAGAUAAACACCUGACUCUAAAUAGAAAGUUGACAGUUUUGCGGCGUUUACUGUCAUUAAGUGCAGUGAAGACUGAAGCUCGGAGGAGAACAGCGCUUACCGGGCUGCACAGACACUCCUGAAAACAGAUUCAGUGACAAUUUGGACUUUGUAUUAACUAUGGCGGACUAUUUAAUCAGCGGACAAACAGGUUACGUGCCCGACGACGGACUUACAGGACAGCAGCUCUUCAACUCUGGAGACGGCCUUACCUACAAUGAUUUCCUGAUUUUGCCUGGGUACAUUGACUUCACAGCUGACCAGGUGGACCUGACAUCAGCCCUGACCAAACAGAUCACAAUGAAAACCCCACUGAUCUCGUCGCCUAUGGAUACAGUCACAGAGUCUGGCAUGGCCAUUGCUAUGGCGCUUACCGGUGGGAUUGGCUUCAUUCACCAUAACUGCACUCCAGAGUUCCAGGCUAAUGAAGUCCGCAAAGUCAAAAGAUACGAGCAGGGUUUCAUCACGGAUCCAGUGGUGAUGAGUCCUAAUGAACGGGUAAGAGACGUCUUUCAGGCUAAGGCUCGACAUGGAUUCUGUGGGAUCCCGAUUACAGACAAUGGACAGAUGGGUGGACGGCUGGUCGGCAUCAUUUCAUCUCGCGAUAUCGAUUUCCUCAAAGAGUCGGAGCAUGACCUGCCCCUCAGUGAGGUCAUGACUAAGAGGGAGGAUCUGGUUGUAGCUCCAGCAGGAGUGACACUGAAAGAGGCCAAUGAAAUCCUUCAGAGGAGCAAGAAAGAUGAAAUUUAUUCCUGUGGUGGUAAAACUGAGUUUUCAGCAGUCAUUACUCCAUUUUCAGGUAAGCUUCCUAUAGUAAACGAGGAGGGCUGUCUGGUGGCCAUCAUCGCACGGACGGACCUGAAGAAGAACAGAGAUUUUCCUCUGGCCUCUAAAGAUUCCCGUAAACAGCUUCUUUGUGGUGCUGCCAUCGGAACACACAAUGAUGACAAAUACAGACUGGACCUGCUGGCACAGGCUGGUGUAGAUGUGGUCGUCCUUGACUCUUCCCAAGGCAAUUCCAUCUUUCAGAUAAAUAUGAUCAAGUACAUAAAAGAGAAAUAUCCCAAUGUACAGGUCAUCGGAGGCAACGUGGUGACUGCAGCGCAGGCAAAGAAUCUUAUUGAUGCCGGUGCAGAUGCUCUGAGAGUAGGAAUGGGCAGCGGCUCCAUCUGCAUCACACAAGAAGCACCUCUCAGUAUUCCUCCUGGUAUAAAGCUCCACAGCCCCAAAACCCCAACUACUGUUACGGGAUACUCCAUGCUGGCGUGUGGGAGGCCACAGGCGACGGCCGUGUAUAAGGUAUCAGAAUAUGCUCGGCGGUUUGGUGUGCCCGUCAUCGCAGAUGGGGGAAUUCAGACAGUUGGACAUAUUGCCAAAGCACUGGCCCUUGGAGCAUCUACAGUAAUGAUGGGGUCAUUGCUCGCUGCCACUUCUGAAGCUCCUGGUGAAUAUUUCUUUUCGGAUGGCAUCCGUCUGAAGAAAUACAGAGGGAUGGGCUCACUGGACGCCAUGGACAAAAACCUGGGCUCACAGACAAGAUACUUCAGUGAGAGUGAUAAGAUCAAAGUCGCACAGGGGGUUUCAGGGGCAGUUCAGGAUAAGGGCUCCAUCCAUAAGUUUGUUCCAUAUCUCCUGGUUGGCAUUCAGCAUUCCUGCCAAGACAUCGGUGCAAAGAGCCUCACACAGCUGAGGGCAAUGAUGUAUUCUGGUGAACUGAGGUUUGAAAAGAGGACAAUGUCUGCUCAGAUGGAGGGUGGAGUGCACAGCCUACACAGCUAUGAGAAGCGCCUGUUUUAAAAAAGACACUCCAGAUGCCAGUCAUGCACAGGCAAAUGCACAUAAAGCCCAAGUAAUGGACUCUACCACACGUGCUUCUGCACAUACAGCCACCCGAACGCACAGAGAACCUCAGCUUCCUCUUUCUCGUUUUCCCAGCCGCCUUUCCUCUUUGCACAGAGAGAAACCAUGUGUGAAUGUCCGUCAGCAUAUGCCAAUAUAUGUGAACGUGUACGUUUAUUGGAAGAUCAUGCCGUCUGCUGUUUGUAUCAGAUGCCCUACAUGUCAAAGAAAUAUCAUUUGACCGCUUUUGUUGGGAAAUAUAUAUAUUUUUUGGCCACUGA
This is a messenger RNA of Danio aesculapii, 2262 nucleotides long. RefSeq names its product IMP (inosine 5'-monophosphate) dehydrogenase 2 (gene impdh2). The transcript has 16 exons. Gene Ontology annotation, cellular component: cytoplasm. Gene Ontology annotation, molecular function: IMP dehydrogenase activity. The coding region runs from base 263 to 1939 and encodes 558 amino acids. The record is from RefSeq and is a predicted model, not a curated record. Lineage: Eukaryota; Metazoa; Chordata; Actinopteri; Cypriniformes; Danionidae. Gene Ontology annotation, biological process: GTP biosynthetic process.